GAGUGACUGCAGAGAAAAGCCGACACUGAGGAAGUCUCAGACUGUGAUGCAGCCAAACCCAGGUGAGCAGGGUGGUCUGUCCUUCAACCUGCAGGCAGAGCUUCACACCGGGACACCCAGCCCUCCUGCUGCUGACAGCGGACAGGUGCGGGUGUCCAUGACCGGGGGCUCCGGAGAGUCCAGUGGAGGCACAUCCUCCAGAAGAUCCAGGCUGGGCUCCCACUCCCAUCCACAUGGACACGGUGGGACCCAGCACCACUCCAACUCAGAGUCUGAACUGGACCCCCCUGAGUCUGAUGUGGACUCUGGAGAACCCAGUGCCUCCCUGGCUGAACUCCGCUGUGUGUUCCAGUGGAUCCAGAAGAGCCUUCCUUUCCUGGUCUUACUUUGUGUUAAACUGUUCAUCCAACACGCUCUGGCACAUCUUCUGUGACGAGUGCAUCGCUCUGUGGUUCAACAGAGAGAAGAGCUGUCCUCUGUGCCGAGCUGUCAUCACAGACCAGGUGUACAGAUGGAGGGAUGGAGCCACGUCACCUCACCUGCAGAUCUACUGAUCCACACAGGAGCUGAGUGUGUCUUUAUCUGAUUUUAUGUUUCCUCCUCUUCAAACCACACUGAGUAUUGUCUCACCUCUUUUAUAGUUCAGCUAAGGGCUCGAUAUGCUGAAGUCAUUAUAAACACAUCACUUGCACAGAAAUGUGUUUUAGACUGUCCACUUCAUCCUUUCUUCCACAGUUGACCUGAUCUUUAUGUCUAAUUUGUUUUCCUUUGUGUCACAUCAGUAUAAAUACUCCUGAUGGAGUGAAA
This is a messenger RNA of Austrofundulus limnaeus, 807 nucleotides long. Its product is annotated as RING finger and transmembrane domain-containing protein 1. The record is from RefSeq and is a predicted model, not a curated record. Gene Ontology annotation, cellular component: endoplasmic reticulum. Gene Ontology annotation, molecular function: ubiquitin protein ligase activity. Lineage: Eukaryota; Metazoa; Chordata; Actinopteri; Cyprinodontiformes; Rivulidae. Gene Ontology annotation, biological process: positive regulation of ERAD pathway.